Molecule: messenger RNA, 996 nt
Organism: Pseudocercospora fijiensis CIRAD86
Lineage: Eukaryota; Fungi; Ascomycota; Dothideomycetes; Mycosphaerellales; Mycosphaerellaceae
Exons: 2
Coding region: 1-996 (331 amino acids)
Source: RefSeq, a predicted model, not a curated record
AUGACCUUCCGCUUCUUUCACCUACCACGCGAGAUCCGUGAUAGGAUAUACUGCCAUCUACGCACCGUCGGAUCCUUCUCUCUCGAGCGCUACGACGGAGAUGUUAUCAAAGCGUCGAUCGAUGUCAAGGUCUCUCCUUUGCAUCUUCUGGUCAGCAAGCAAUUUAAGAAUGAAUUUGUCGCGGUCGUCUUCUCUGGCGCAACACUCGCUCUCGGUCCCACCUCUCUUUAUCAAGAAAAAAGACAUGUGCUUCCGGCCCUGAUUAUUGAUAAUGUCAAGACUUGCAAGGUCGACUUCUUCGUUCCAUAUGGAGUUCAUAAGGUGCAGAAGGAAGUUCGGCUCAACACUAUUUGCGAUGCGGAUGUUUUCCUUGAUUUGCCAAUUGAGGAAGGAGAGCGGAUUGGCGACGUACUGGACUUUGACGACGACCAAGACGAAGAGGGCGAGGAUUUUGAGGACGUAUCAGAACCAGAGACCGAAUGGGAAGACACUGUUGAAGGGCUGGAUUUCUCAGAUUGUGAAGAUGCUGACGUAGGGCAAACGACUCCAGCUCCGGCCUGGCUCUUUCGUCGUCUUUCGCAGCUCCGUGCUCUUCAAUCUGUCGAGCUCAUCGUCACAUCCGGCGAGCCAAUGCCUGCUCGUGAGGACGAUGGCCCAGCCGACACCUUGCAGCUCAUUGCAACCGAGCUGAAAGAUCUGCUUCGGGUUCCAUUAUUGAGCAAACUCGACGCUCGUCGCGUUGUUGUCAAGGAUUACGGCUUUCACGACACCAAGUUCGCUGGUGUUCAGCGCUGCGGAAUCUGGACGGCAGAAUCUGGUUGGAGGAUUCCCGAAGAGGUGCAGGCCGCUGGGCUGGAACUUGGGACGGAUGAGUGCACUGGAUGGAGAUGUGGUGACCCGACAUGCCUUGGAAUUGGCAGUAAGCAUCCAUAUCCGAGGAAGUGGUUCAAGACUCCUCAGCAGGUGGAGAGGGAGUUGGGCAAGCAGAGAGAAUGA